Tilletiaria anomala UBC 951 is the source of this 4873-nucleotide messenger RNA. RefSeq lists its product as uncharacterized. The transcript has 4 exons. Gene Ontology annotation, molecular function: protein kinase binding; molecular adaptor activity. The record is from RefSeq and is a predicted model, not a curated record. Gene Ontology annotation, biological process: autophagy of mitochondrion; positive regulation of protein phosphorylation; autophagy of peroxisome. Gene Ontology annotation, cellular component: extrinsic component of membrane; phagophore assembly site membrane; Atg1/ULK1 kinase complex. The coding region runs from base 323 to 4633 and encodes 1436 amino acids. NCBI's taxonomy places the organism in Eukaryota, Fungi, Basidiomycota, Exobasidiomycetes, Georgefischeriales, Tilletiariaceae.
CACACCGGUCGCAGCCAUGUAUUCGUCACAAGAUAGCUCGGGCUAUGAGGGGCCCAGUAACGGCACGGAACAAUUCUCAUCGUUCUUGCUGGGGACCGCGCACGCACAGAAUCGGUCGGAGGAAGGCGGCAUGCUGGUACAAAUCCCAACGCUCGGGGGCCCAAACUCGGGACCGCUUGACGCGAAGUGACGCGUACUUGACACCGCCACCUUAGCUUAUAACCUUUGCAAAUCACGGAACUGAGCACUGCGCUCACCAUCGCUCAAGAGGUUGGCAAGCUUGAUCGAAGGUCUGAAGGCAGCUGAAUUUGGGAUCGCGAAAAUGAAGAUCUUCAAGGCACAUGACGGGCAGACCAUCGAGGUCAAUCAGGCUUUCAAACAGUUUCAUACUCUCGAGGAUCUGGUAGACUGCUUUUCUCUUGCGACAGGGACGAUUGCGGACUCGAUCAUAUGCAUGACUGACCAAGGUCAACAAUUGAACGAAGAUGUUUUCCAACUGCUCCUGGGUCAUACCGAGGAGUCCGCAACAGAUGCUGAGUUCUUCAUUUUCAAUCGCGAUUAUCUAUACGCGGAACCAGACGUCCUGGCUCAGGACAUGGCAGAGCAGGUAGUGAUCGAGCCGCCAGUUGAUGCCUUUGAAGUGAUCCACCCGCCAACGCCCCGCUCAUUGGAGGCUUUGAUCGCAUGGAGCAAUGCAACGACAAUGACGAUCUACAGUCACACCUCCCACGCUCAACAGCUCUUCUCGCACGUACAAGUCAUUCGGCGCAGCAUGCAUAUUGCUCUACUCAAUCUGCUACUACAUGCUUCGAGCAUUGAGAGAGGCUCGGAUGCCCUGAGUAAAACAGCGGCAAAGGAACUUGACCGUAUGCAAGGCUUGAUUGAAGGGCACGAACGAGACUUACAAGUCCUCAACAUGGUCCCCGUCAACCAAGCCUUGCUUCCACCUUCCAACAGCGAUUCAUCAAAGUCUGCAAGGACGGAGCGCACACUCGGCUAUUGGAUCAAUCCGAACAAGAUGAAAGCGGUCGCAGAUUCGUGCACCAGGUUGUACAACGAGCUUCGCGACCGCGUUUCGCAGCUGGAAGCAGACGUGCGGAAGCUCAACGAGCAGACUACCUUUUUGCAAGAGGACGCAGAACCAGGUGCAUCUCAAUUUGCCACGGAGACCUUGGAGGAAUCCCUUCAAGCUUCCGCACGCGCCGAGGAGCUCGCCACCUUCAUCGAACAGGAAUGCUCACCGGACGCUCAUGGAUGGCCCGUAGCAGACAAGCUUGAUAAUGCGACCUUCGAGAAAAUUGCGGCUGGCGCCCAAGAGAUCCUUCUGCUGGAUGAGGUAGCGCGAGAAUGUGUCCGAAGACUGACGGCAGAGCUGAACGAAGCGCGGUAUCGAGGCUUGGACAUUCUAAAUCGCAUUAGUGUGCUUCAAUCCGAGUAUGCUGACUUUGGCGCUGCGCUCGCUGCUGUCGACUCGGACUUUCGCUCUAAUAAAGUCGACGGCUUCAAGCAUCUUCAGCGGUUGAAGAACAUGCUUUGGGCUUACGGAGCGACGAUUGUCGAAAUUGUGCGGCGGCGUGAGUUCGCAGAUUACUUCCUGGACAAGUCGCAAGCGUUGGCGGAGCUCAUGUCCAAGCUCGGAUUGAAAGACAAGGAUCUCCGCGCCACGUACAAGUCAGACGUGCAAGGUCUCCUCCCCUUUGAAGUGCGCAGCAUGAACAGCCAACCGCCGAGUCUGGACAUCACAACCAGCGGCACCUCAAGGUCUGAGCUCUCUGUCUUACUCGACCGCAAAGACAUCGACACGAUUCUACAUUUGCUUGACAGUAUCGAACAGCAGUUAACAGAGUCAGACAGCAGGGUCCAGGACCGACCCGGGAUAGCGUCUGCACUUGCUCGAAAAGGAAAGAGAAAGAGCAACACAGGGGACGUGAAGAAAGCGCUCCAAAGCCUGGUCGACGAGCUGGAUUCAAUUGAUGAUGCAUUCGAACAUAUGGUCGAGCAGCAUUUGCUCAAGGGUUUAAACUGGGUGAUCGACAGUGAAGAGGAGCAGACGGACAAUUCUGAGCAGCUCGACACACGGAAAGGGAGGCUGAGGGCCUCGGGAGCGGCAGUGCGGCAGAAGUUUGACUCUAUGCGCAAGGAACAUGUCGCGGCUCUGAACAAUUUACGGGAAGCGCAUCGGGCUGAGCUCCAGGAAAUCGAUCGGGCAAAACAGGACGUAAACGAGCAACUCAUCCAAGAGCGUCGCCAGCUUUCGCUCAAAAGAGCGGAGCUUGAGCAAGCCCAGGCGGAAGUCCACAAUCUCAAGGCUGACGGUGACACAGCAGAGGCGCGACGUCUCAACCUCGUCGAUGAGGUAACAAACCUACGAAAAGAGCUGGAAGAGCAUCGUAGAGCCGAGCUAGAUGCUCGGCAACAGGCUGAGGAGGAUGCGGACAGAAUUCAUGAGCUCGAAAGCCACCUUGUUGAUGUGCAGGCGGAGCUCGAGGAUGCCCGUGCUGCGCAGCAUGAUGCGACAAGCCGGAUUGAAGGACUCUUGAGUCAAGGGAGCUCUGCAGAGAAGGAGAUUCACAAGGCACAGGAAAGGAUCAGCGAGCUCAAUGAUCAGCUUGCACAAGCUCGGCAUGAGUGUCAUCAGGCCAGAGACGCGCUCUUGGAAGCCGAAGCUUCUCGAGACAAGCUCAUAAGAACGCAGCGUGCCGAAGCUGAUGGAGAUCGCGCCAUUCUGGAAGAGAAGCUGAAGGAUAUGGAAGCUCAUCUCCAAGAAGCCAAGGAGGCACUGGACAGUAGUUCGAGGGAAGUUCACCUGCUUCGUCAAGAGCUGGAGGUCAAGCAAGAGGCAAUGGAUGUUGUCCGGGGUCAGCUUGACUCUGCCGAUGACAGCCAUGAGAAGAUGAUCAAAGAAACAGAAGCGGCCAAGGAACUUGCAGCGGAGGCGGAGUCGGCACGAGUUGCUCUGCAGCGGAUCAACGGCGACCUCAUUGCUCAAGCCCGAGGGUGGACGAUACAAAUGCUACACGUACGGGAGACUGUCAGAAGCAUGCCUGCCUUGUCGUCGAGAUCGGCAGCUUUGGCCGAAGAGAAGCUGGCAACCAUGCAAACUCGUCUUACCUCUUCGGAGGAACUCGAGAGGCAAGAAGCUUUGGACGCGUUCCAGGUCGAAGAUGCAGACCAAUCAUCUGGUGAGGAUCUCCUCAAGGUCUUACGACUCGUCAGUCCCAAGGAUAUCCAUGACGAAGCGAAGACGAAGCUGGAAUCUCUUGUGAAGCUAGUCAAGAAAUGGGCCAAAGCUUAUAAGACUUUGAAGGACAAUUAUGACCGUCUCAAGGGCGAACGCAUCGCUUUCGCCAACUUUCAAAUCGGAGACCUUGCUUUGUUCCUGCCAACGAGAGAUUCGAGUGAGACAAAGACUUGGGCGGCAUUCAAUAUAGGCUUCCCCCACUUUUUCAUGCACAUCGACGGCGCCUUGGCUGAACAGGUCAAAACGAAGCAAUGGCUAGUGGGGAAGAUCAUGAACAUCAAGGGUCAGGUGGUGAAUGCUGCGGAUGAGACGACGAAUCCGUACAAGCUCACACCUGGUGUCAAAUUCUACAUGUUGGACGUUCAAGAGUACAUUGGCUCUCCUGAAGUUGCAAACAUCAGGUCGCGUCAAGGUUCGGAGGUAGUCUCGAGCCGUGGCAAUUCGAAAGAACGGCCACCAACGUCGGCACGCUCAGUAUCCAUGCCCCAAGCUACGUCGAAGAACGCUGUCCUUGGUGCAGAACCAUCAGCUUCCGCGGUACCAACUGAAACACUCGACGGUAGCCCUUUGGAUGAGUUGAACAUGUCUCCCGAGCACCGCCCCGGCCCUGGCAGUCCUUUCGUACUGCAGCAACGGAAAUCUGGAUUGGCAAGGACUUUGCAAGCCAACUCCCGCACCACAACUCCUGCGCUGACGAAGUCAAUGAAGAAGGGCGGAGUCGAAGGACUGAAUCGCCCGUUAGAGAUCAAUGCGGUACCUGCGUUCGACCGGCCACGAACAUCCCAUGCAGCUCCGGAUGCAAAUGGCGUAGAUGAUAUCGCACAGCAAAAGAUCCGCAAUGCAAUAGCUUCUGAAGGCAUCGGCAACCCCUUUUCCUCGAGUCCGCCGACUUCAACGAUUCAAGGCCCAGAUCUCAUCCGCAGCGGCUCAGCGCGGCUGAAUCUGGCCCCUGGCUUGGGAACUGCCUCUCGACGGUUUGGCUCCUCCGCUUCCUGGAGAGAGCGUUCAAGUCCAGAGUCAAGGUCACCGCCCACUGCAGCGUUUAGCAUACCGAGAGGCGCUCAGCCACUUGCGGACCUCGUCGCUGCAACGGGCUCAUCGUACGGCAGCCCUCGUAGCGCUGGAUCCCUUGAUGCCACAACCUCAGAAGCGCAAUCAAAGCUACAAGGCGCUUCAUCAACCAUGACCAUUGGAAGAUCGUACAUGUCCAAGAGCUCGCUUGCACCAUCGGCUAGCCGAAAUUCAUUUGCAGCUCAGACGAUCGGUAGGAUGACUGGCCGAAGAACAGGCUCAUCGGCGUCCGGAACUUCCGUGUCCAGGAAGGAGGGCUUCACAGUCGGAAGCUAUGACUCUCAACCGUCGGCAAGUGACCUUCUCCGGCGCUUCGCAUAGCACUCUCCUACCUUCCAUCUUAGCAUGCAGAUCAAUAUGAGACACAUGCAGUAGCAUAGCAGACGCUCAGAAUUACACCUGACAUGAGCAACACCGGUUGGUAUGGCCGGCUUGCAUUGCAGGAUUGAUUCGGUAUUCAAGCCAGAUUCUUAGCUCGGCUUCUGCAUGUAGAAAGACUUCCAGUUCAACAUUGCGGAAGUUGUGGCCCAUGUAGAUACUGCUUCCAUUGGUACUGAUGAG